This is a messenger RNA of Penicillium olsonii, 1098 nucleotides long. Lineage: Eukaryota; Fungi; Ascomycota; Eurotiomycetes; Eurotiales; Aspergillaceae. The record is from the annotation of a GenBank genome assembly.
AUGGUUUCAUUUGUAAAUACAAAAGUUAUGGGCGCGGCCUUUGAAGUGACCGAUAGAUAUUCGGAUUUACAACCCAGGGGCAUGGGGAGCUCGGGACUAAUCUGCUCGGCGCGGGAUUGCUUCUCUAAUUCACAAGUUGCUAUCAAAAAAAUACCCGCGCCAUUCGAUACCCCAGCAUUGGCCAAACGCACGUAUCGCGAGGUGCAUUUGCUAAAUCACCUGCGACAUGAUAAUGUUAGUUCAAGCCCACUGGACAACCAUUUUCCAUUGCGUCCAGAAACUUAUUAUGAUCAGUUAAUUAACAUGACGGAUAUCUUUAUCUCUCCGUCUGAGGAUAUAUACAUUGUGACGGAAUGCAUCAUGACAGAUCUUCACCAUCUUUUGAAAUCCACAUCCAAGCAGUUGGAGGGUCAAUUUACCCAAUUUUUUACAUACCAAAUGCUGCGAGGGUUGAAAUACAUACACUCAGCCGGGAUCAUUCACCGUGACCUCAAGCCAGGGAACAUCUUGAUCAACGAUAAUUGCGACCUGAAGAUCUGCGACUUCGGCCUAGCCCGAGAACAAGAUGCCCAAAUGACAGGCUAUGUCGCAACACGGUAUUAUCGUGCACCUGAGAUCAUGCUCACAUGGCAGAAGUACACUUACGGCGUUGACAUGUGGAGCGUCGGAUGCAUACUGGCGGAAAUGAUCAUAGGGAGACCACUCUUUCCUGGCAAGGAUCAUGUACAUCAAUUCACGCUGAUCACUGAGAUCCUGGGCAAGCCGUCUGAGGAGGUGUUGAAACGUGUUUUCAGUUCAAGUACAUUGAAAUUUGUGGAGUCAUUGCCAAACACAGAGCCCCGUGGGCUUGCGUCUAUCCUCGGGGACGUUGACCCUCAAGCUCUUGAUCUGUUGGAGAAAAUGCUCAAGAUUGAUCCGUUCGAGCGAAUCACUACGGACGAUGCAUUGAAGCAUCCAUAUGUCUCGACUUACCAAGACUCUAGCGAUGAGCCUGUCUGUCGCAAGCAGCUUGACUGGUCACUUCUGGAUUCGGAGCUCAGCGCCACCGAGUGGAAGACCGCAAUGUAUGACCCCUUUUCUCAAUACCUUUUCAAUUGA